This is a messenger RNA of Talpa occidentalis (Iberian mole), 3605 nucleotides long. It is a transcript of the gene FEZ2, whose product is annotated as fasciculation and elongation protein zeta 2. NCBI's taxonomy places the organism in Eukaryota, Metazoa, Chordata, Mammalia, Eulipotyphla, Talpidae. The transcript is spliced from 9 exons. Bases 27 to 1151 code for a protein of 374 amino acids. Gene Ontology annotation, cellular component: cytoplasm; axon. The record is from RefSeq and is a predicted model, not a curated record.
GGGGCCAGCGGCGGCGCCGGGCGGUGAUGGCGGCGGACGCGGACUGGGAGGAUUUCUAUGAGUUCCAGGAGUCCGCCCGGAGCCUCCCGAGCCAGGAGAACUGCCCCGCGCGCGCCGAGGCCGGGGCGGGCGCGGGUGGCGACGGCUUCCUGGCGCUGGCCUGCAGCCUGGAGGAGAAGCUGAGCCUGUGCUUCCGCCCCUCGGGGCCCGGCGCCGAGCCCCCGCGCGCGGCCGUGCGGCCCAUCACCGAGGGCGGCCUCCUGCAGGGGGACGAGAUUUGGAAUGCCCUGACAGAUAAUUAUGGAAAUGUGAUGCCUGUAGACUGGAAAUCAUCCCAUACUAGAACCUUGCAUUUGCUUACCCUGAACCUCUCAGAAAAAGAGAUAAGUGACACUUUGCUCUUUGACACAUCAGAUGAUGAAGAGCUGAGAGAACAGCUGGAUAUGCAUUCAAUCAUCGUCUCCUGUGUGAAUGAUGAGCCCCUUUUCACUGCAGAUCAGGUUAUUGAAGAAAUCGAAGAAAUGAUGCAAGAAUCCCCAGACCCAGAAGAUGAUGAAACCCCCACACAGUCAGAUCGGCUUUCAAUGCUUUCCCAGGAAAUUCAAACUCUUAAGAGAUCUAGUACAAGCAGUUAUGAAGAGAGAGUGAAGAGACUCUCAGUAUCUGAACUGAAUGAACUGCUGGAAGAAAUUGAGACCGCCAUUAAGGAAUACUCUGAAGAGCUGGUGCAGCAACUGGCCCUGCGAGAUGAACUGGAGUUUGAAAAGGAAGUGAAAAACAGCUUUAUUUCUGUUCUCAUUGAAGUGCAGAACAAACAGAAAGAGCACAAGGAAACAGCCAAAAAGAAAAAGAAACUCAAGAAUGGCAGUUCUCAGAAUGGCAAGAGUGAACGAAGUCAUAUGCCUGGCACACGCUUCAGCAUGGAAGGGAUCUCAAAUGUCAUUCAGAAUGGCCUCCGCCACACCUUUGGAAAUUCAGGUGGAGAGAAACAGUACUUGACAACAGUCAUUCCUUAUGAGAAAAAAAGUGGACCACCAUCUGUGGAAGAUCUUCAGAUAUUAACAAAAAUUCUUCGUGCCAUGAAAGAAGACAGCGAAAAAGUUCCAAGUCUGUUAACUGAUUAUAUACUGAAAGUUCUGUGUCCCACAUAGGGCAGUGGCACUUCGGGAGCAGCUGUCGUGUGUGGACUACAAGCUACAUUUCCUGUAGUGUUGCUCUGAAAGCUGGCUGCUAUCAGUACCUGCUGUUGGAAACUCAGCACACUUGGACCUGGGUUUGGAUUCAGUAUUAAUAGAUCAUGCGCUCACUCAUUCUUUAUAUGAUAGAAUCAAAAGACCUAUGGCACUAUUUUGAAUUCUAAAGGUGGUUUUUUGUUAAAUACUAACGAUUAUGAACUCUUCUCCAGCUUUGUGAAGUAAGGGAGAGUAACAAGAAUUGUGCUUGUGCAAUUUGUCAUUGACAGGAUGCCCAUUUGUGUUUUUAUGGCUUUUUAGACCUAAACUGCACUGAAGAAUUAGACAAAAACAUGGAGAAAUUUAUACUAUAGUUGUUCUUCAGUGAUGGCAAAAACCAACACUGAUUUUUGUAAGAGAAUUAUCAGUAUAAAUUAUUACCUACUGGUGGUGUCCAGAGAGACUGAAAUUUAACAACCUUGGGCUGUUCUUAGAAGCAAUGAAAAGAGACUAACCAGAUGUGUUAUGUUGGUUUACUAUGUAGUAAACAUCAGAACUGUUAGACAUGACUGAUUUUAGUUUGUUGCACGUUUCACUGUUCAAAUUUUAACCAUUAAGUUGCCAUUCACUUUUACUUAGAUGUUUAAAUGUUUUAUGUGUUUGUGAAGAAGCGUACUUUAAAAGGAGCUUGCAUCCUUUAAGGUGCUUGAGAAACUGUAUGCUGCCACAUUAUCCACUUCCCAUUCCUGUGUUCUAUUUUAUUCAUACCCCUGUGUUUUCUGAGAGUACCGAGUAUGGAAAUAGCUUUAUCACUAAUCAUGAAGCACCUCUGCCAGUUUCAAUCAAGUCAAUGCCCUUUAAUAAAUGUUGGGGGAAAAAACUAAUAUACGCUUGAGGACUUUAUAAUUUUUCUUCCCUUUCAGUGCUAGAUUCUCUCCCUUCCUAUCCACACAGAGCCCACCAUUACAGUGUACGAGCUGAUGAAAUCCCAGUUAGCCUCAUGAUGCUAAGGAGAGAAGAGAAGGGCUUUUCCGAUUAUGCUGAGCUGCUACGGAAUGAUAGAAGUCCUGCCCUUUUUCUGGGUCUGUGAGACAUUCCCAUCAGGUAUGGCGCUUUUCUCCCGUGUAGGACCAGUUAUAUCUUGGGGCUUAAAUAUCUGUGAGCACAGGGCCUAUCUGUACUCCUCAGUCAGUAGUUGGGAGAGCAGACUGCAAAAAGGAGUUUGUUUGAGAUCAAGAACCAAGUUGCAAAGAAUCCCUUUACAGCUUUGUCUUUUGAAGAAAACAAAACAAACUGUGGAACUACAGUGCACUCCAAGUGCCAUAUAUCUAUUUUAUUCUUCAGGAAAUUAUAUUUUUCUUUUACAAGAGCACAACAGGAACCAAAGUAAAAGAGUAAUAGAUACAGCACUCAGGAUAAAUCAUAUCUUUAAAAUAAAAAAAAAAUUUACACCUUGUCCUAUAUCCUGUUAGUAUUUUCAUAAUAUGGCCAUGAUUGUAAAAACAAAAAGCAAGCAUUUACAAUUUUUUGAUAGACUUUUUAUGCCAGGAAUGGAUUAAUUGUCAACAAAAUUUUAUACUAAUCAGGCUGAUGUAAGUCUAUUUUGGUAACAUAUUAUUAACAAAUUUAUUUUGGAAAUAGAUAAAAAUAUUGCCCCUUGAUAAUAAAUCUUUUUUCUUUGAUGCAAACAGCUAGAACACCUUUUUCUUUUCUUUUUGAUAUUCUAAGACAAAAAAUGGCUAAUCUUCAGAUUAAUAAAUUAGGUCAUUAUAAUAAUAAAUUAAUUUUUUUUAAAGUUCAGCAACCUCUGUCCAAGUAUUUACAACAAUACUUGAAAGUUCCUUUACAAAACAGAACACAUUUUCUUUUCACAUUAAGCAUACUGGGUAUCUGUGUCUUUCACAACAAGCAUUUUUAAAAGAAAAAAAAAAAUCAAUGCACAAAUGGGUAAUUAGUAUAAAAGUGCUAAGAGCUGUUUGAAAAGUUAACACUAUAGUAUACAGUCAGUUAUAUUUGAGGCAAACUACAACAAACUUCCAGCUUAUUAUGGACAAUAUUCCAGUAGUUGUUUCAAACAGUUGUUUGAAAAAGAAAAAAAUCCAGGAGCUGAUUAGUGAUGCAGAUAAACUGCUAUCAAUAUCUCUGGCCAGUGAGCAAAUUGAAAACCAACCGAAAACAAAUCCAAAUGAGGAAGAUUUUAGUAAAGGAAUACCUUCUUUGUAGCAGAUGUGAUGCUGACUGCUCAAGGCGUGUGCGUACACACACAAACACACACACAAGCAUACUCACACACACACAUCUUCCCAAUUCAACUGCAGGUAGGAUGAAAAUUUGUGUUAUUCAAAAAAUUUAUAAGUGAUCAAAGCAUUGAUAUGGAAUGCCUGUUUGUCUUUGUUCUGGUUAAAAUCUCAUAAAAAUACAUUCAACAGGAAA